Messenger RNA from Archocentrus centrarchus (flier cichlid), 2201 nucleotides. RefSeq names its product mitochondrial fission regulator 1 (gene mtfr1). NCBI's taxonomy places the organism in Eukaryota, Metazoa, Chordata, Actinopteri, Cichliformes, Cichlidae. The record is from RefSeq and is a predicted model, not a curated record. Gene Ontology annotation, biological process: mitochondrial fission; aerobic respiration. Gene Ontology annotation, cellular component: mitochondrion. The transcript is spliced from 8 exons. The coding region runs from base 268 to 1245 and encodes 325 amino acids.
AUUGGUGAAAUUGUUUGCCAAUCAAUUAGAAUAACCAAUUGUGAGCUUGUUCUGCGUAAUCCCUUUUUCAAUUGGAUCAAAACGCAUCCCAUGGGGCCGCCCAUGUUAGCCACUUCUGCUGUACGAGUCCGUCGUGUUGACAAGGUGCAAAAAUUGAGAAAGUUGCUCUGGAAACGCAAAUCCGAUCACUGGUUGGUGAUGACGAUAAUGAUGAUGAUGUUUAUGUUGGCGUGUGUGCCAUUGUGCCCUUAAAACGCGUUGGCAGGAAUGGAUAAAGAGUAUGCAAGGAUGGAAAUGGACCUGGCUUCUGGAUCAGUAAAGCUCUAUGGGUCCUCAAGAAGUAUUGUUAGGAGAAUAGGUACAAGUCUUCCCAUUAAACCCUGCCCCAGGGUUCAUUUUCAGCUUUAUCCAUAUUAUGAGGAAGCUGGUGUCCUGGUUGGCACCAGGAGGCAGAACAGCCUGGUGGCCACUCUGGCUGAUGUCGCCUGGAUUGAAAGGGAUGAGGAUGAUGAAGACAACUACUUUGGCAAGCCGAGGUUGGGGAUCCCACCAGGACUCAUGUUUCGAGCCCACCGGCCUCAUCCUCAAAGAAGCCACCUAACCUGCCAGAACUCUCUACCCAGCCUGCAUCAGGGAGCUUCAGCUCCACAGGGGUCAGUUAUUGCCAAUGAUGAAGCCUUUCAGAAGAUCAGUGCGCUGGAGACUGAGCUUGCAAAACUCAGAGCUCAGAUAGCACAAAUCGUUCUGGCUCAAGAAAAGAGUGCACAGCAAGGGGCACCUCCACCCUGUGGCAACCUGCCACCUCCCCCACCACCACCACCACCACCUCCCCCUCCUCCACCCCCACCCCCACCCCCAAGUCUGCAGCAGACAUUUUCAGCCAUCGAACUGAUAAAAGAGCGUAGAGGGAAGAAGCCAGGCGGGCAGACAGUUUUGGAGGCAAGGCCAGCAGAAAUCCCCAACAUGCUUGAUGUCCUGAAGGACAUCAACAAAGUCAAACUGCGCUCAGUGAAAAGUCGUCUGGUGGAAGAUGACGCCAAAGUGAAGUCCAAGGAGCCGGCAGAUGCUGCAGCUCUCAUCGCCGAAGCCCUGAAGCGCAAGUUUGCUCACCGUCAUCGAAGCGACAGUGAACAGGAUGACAGGGAAGACUUCAAACUUCCUGUCUCAGAAGUGAAACCUGGGAAUGAAACCCCUCUGUUUGGGCAGCACAUGUUGAAAGCAACUGGAAAAAGAAAGUUCCUGUGAACAGACAGAUCUAAGCGUAAAGUCCAGAUGUUCUGCAGACACUUUGAAAUGCCUCUUAAUAUCAUCUGUUUCUAUGGAACGAAAAGGGAUUUUUGCCCAAGUACGACCUCGUGUGCUCUCAUAGUGUUUCACCAGGUGAUCGUCCUGACUGAUUUUGCACUUUUCUAACUUAUAUUAACUUCCUGCUUUUAAAAAUGUUUUGCUUUAUUUUUGAAGGUCUUAAUUUUUGUGUUUAAGAGUCAGUCUUGAGUGAAGGUCAGCAACGCGACAUAAUAUUUUAUCUUCUGAGCCUGUGGACGUUGUUUCUUAGUUGCCAGUCUUUCUGUGGCUUGUCUUUAACUGGUUCAAAAUUAUGCACGUCUUUCUGUAUGAGUAUAAGAACCAAAGAUGCUCCACUGAAGCCUUUCAAGAUUUCACCUUUCACUGCCAAAUUUGACUUUUUCAUGUCCCUUUUUCCUUUUUUUUUUUUUAUUUUUGAAACGAUGCUUUAAUAUUGAGAAACUACAACUGCUGCUAGAUACUUAACAGUGGAGGUACAUGCGCAGCACUUUGUUUCUAGCUCUGUUGAGAAACACUCUUCUAGACUGAAGGUUCAGCAACAACACUAAAUAACACUGUCGCAAUACUGGAAAGCUCUGUACUGAUGCCGUGUUUUAACAAACAUUCCCAAAGUCGUCGGUAUUGCCUAAAUCCUGCUUUCUUGCAGGUAUUGAUCACAUUUCCAUGUCCGGAUUGGAUUCAGAGGCAUUCAAAGUUUUUAGGAAGUAUUUUUGUUUAAUUAAGGAAUGCACAUUAACAUUUCUGUGUUACUAUUACUAUGUGUGCCACUGUAAUUGCUGCUGCACAUCAGCUGGAUUAUCUUUUUAUGGGACUGGAUAUGUCAGUAGUAAUUGUAGUUUUUGUUUAAGUUGUCCUACAUAAAAGUUAAUUUAUCAAACCAAUAAAUAAAAGUUUAU